GCGCGGCGCGACAUGGCGGAGCGGGCGAUGCGGGGCGGCGGGCGGUGAGGGGGCGGGGGGGGCUGCCCUGGGGGCCGCCGCCGCCGCCAUGACCUACACGGCGGAGCAGCUGGACGGCGUGAGGCGAAUAAAGAGGUGUCGGAACUACUAUGAGAUUCUGGGGGUGGAAAGGGACGCCGGCGAGGAGGAGCUGAAGAAAGCCUAUCGCAAACUGGCCCUGAAAUUUCACCCUGACAAGAACCGCGCUCCCGGGGCGACAGAGGCUUUUAAAGCAAUAAGCAAUGCUUUUGCAGUUCUGAGCAACCCUGAAAAACGACUACGAUACGAUGAAUUCGGAAGCGACCAAGAGCAUGUCAGCACUGGCCAGGCCAGGCACUAUAAUUACUACACAGAAUUUGAAGCAGACAUUACACCAGAAGAAAUAUUCAAUGUGUUUUUUGGUGGGCACUUUCCUACAGGAAAUAUCCAUAUGUUCUCAAAUGUAGCCAGAGAUGCACACUAUUAUCCACGGAGGCACCGACAUGAAAGACCAUGGACGCAGGAGCAGGAGGAGGAAGAAAACAGGCCACAGAAUUCAUAUUCUGCAUUUAUUCAGUUGAUGCCCAUUUUCAUAAUAAUAAUAGUGUCGGUAGUAACUCAACUGAUGGCCACAAACCCACCCUACAGCCUAUUCUACAAAUCGUCCAUAGGCCAUGUUAUUAGUAGAGAAACGGAGAAUUUGCAGGUGCCUUACUAUGUUGAUAAAAACUUUGAAAAGAAUUAUCAAGGAGCGGAACUUCAAGAGCUAGAGAAAACGGUUGAAAAAGAUUACAUAGACUAUAUUCAGACCAGCUGCUGGAAGGAGAAGCAGCAAAAGUCUGAUUUGUCAAAUUUGGCCAAGCUAUACAGAGACGAGCGGUUAAAACAGAAGGCGGAAUCGCUGAAACUUGAGCACUGUGAGAAGCUCUCCAGUCUGAUUGGAAUGCACAAAGGGCGCUGACCAGGACACACGCGUUCUGUAGUUUUAUUUAUUGCUGGUUUAGCUUAUGUUUUUAUUUUCCUUUGUAUAAAAAAGGGAAGGAGUCUAUUGUGAAGAGCCUGAACAUUGGAUUCCUUCUGCAUAUAGUGCAGAGAUGGGCCAACACAAGCCGUAGAGCCAGUGUUGCUGUAAUAUAUUCUGUACACUAUAUUUGGUUCCAAGGACCAGUGGCACUUUGUAAAUUAAUUCCCUGGGAAACGCUGUUAGUUUGGAACCUGUCUUCGUCGGUAGUUUGUCUGCCAUCCAAACAGUAUGUACUUCCCAGGAGAGCAGACGAAUGUCUUAGCUUUCUGUAUUUUAUAUGGACCUGCGAUGCACUCGAUCAUGCGAGCGGCGUAGUUCUCAGUAUUAAGUGCACUCGCCUUCUCAUGCAGAUUCCAAGCGGCUGUCCUCGCCUCUACAGUGGUUUGGAAGGAGAAUUUAGAUGGAAGGCGGUGCGUUUCCUGUUGGAGCGUACUGUGCGAUGCUUAAUUCAAAAGAGUCGAGCACCUGCCUCAGGGGAGCGCUCGAGCGGGCUCCCAGCUCUCCGUACAGUCAAAGGGACCUCACCCCACGCUUGUCUGGCUGCAGAGCCGUGCCCGCACUGUUCCUCGGGGAGACAACACGCUGAGAUGCCAUCGGCAACAUCAAAGGAGAAGAUGGGAGUCUGUGAGUGGCACCAAGUCUGCCAGACUGUAGAGAAAGGACAACUCUCUUUAUUUCCUCAUAUGUUUUCAGUGGCAUAUUUUUAAGCUGGCUGUUUAAUUCUGAUUUUUAUCUGCAAAGUCUUCUCCAGCUGUUACAGAGGUCCUGCUUUUUCUGGUACAGUUUUGAUGUAGCAUAUUUUUACUCUGUUGAGCAGUUAUGAAUGUUUCACUGUAGAGAUUACUAUUGCAAGGAAAAAGA
Chroicocephalus ridibundus (black-headed gull) is the source of this 1903-nucleotide messenger RNA. RefSeq names its product DnaJ heat shock protein family (Hsp40) member C18 (gene DNAJC18). Gene Ontology annotation, cellular component: endoplasmic reticulum membrane. NCBI's taxonomy places the organism in Eukaryota, Metazoa, Chordata, Aves, Charadriiformes, Laridae. The record is from RefSeq and is a predicted model, not a curated record. Gene Ontology annotation, biological process: cellular response to misfolded protein. Bases 89 to 979 code for a protein of 296 amino acids. Gene Ontology annotation, molecular function: Hsp70 protein binding. The transcript is spliced from 7 exons.